This is a messenger RNA of Pungitius pungitius (ninespine stickleback), 4835 nucleotides long. It is a transcript of the gene atp10a, whose product is annotated as ATPase phospholipid transporting 10A. The coding region runs from base 2 to 4288 and encodes 1428 amino acids. Gene Ontology annotation, molecular function: ATP binding; ATPase-coupled intramembrane lipid carrier activity; ATP hydrolysis activity. NCBI's taxonomy places the organism in Eukaryota, Metazoa, Chordata, Actinopteri, Perciformes, Gasterosteidae. Gene Ontology annotation, biological process: phospholipid translocation. The record is from RefSeq and is a predicted model, not a curated record. The transcript has 21 exons. Gene Ontology annotation, cellular component: plasma membrane.
AAUGGCGGGGGACACCGAGGACUCCACCGCCGGGACCGACAAAGCCCCGAAAGUCAAACGGCCGCGGAAGAAGAAGAAACCCAAGGAGACCAAAACCAGGACCGUGCACGCCAACACGCUGCGCGAGCGCACCAAAGGCGGGGAGGACCCCAACCGCCACCACGCCAACAACCGGAUCAAGACCACCAAGUACACGGUGCUGUCCUUCCUGCCCAAGAACCUCUUCGAGCAGUUCCACCGGUUCGCCAACGUCUACUUCGUCUUCAUCGCCCUGUUGAACUUCGUCCCGGUGGUCAACGCCUUCCAGCCCGAGCUGGCGCUCGCUCCCGUGGUCUUCAUUUUGUCCGUGACCGCCAUCAAGGACCUGUGGGAGGACUACCGGAGACACCGGUCCGACACCGAGAUCAACCACAUGGACUGCCUGGUGUACAGCAGGGCGGAGAAGCGCUACGUGGAGAAGUACUGGAAGGAGGUGCAGGUGGGCGACUUCAUCCGGCUGCGGUGCAACGAGAUCCUCCCCGCCGACGUCCUGCUGCUGAGCUCCAGCGACCCCGACCGCCUGUGCCACAUCGAGACGGCCACGCUGGACGGGGAGACCAACCUGAAGCAGAGGCAGGUCGUCCGCAGCUUCCUGGACCUGGAUUGUGAUUUCGACCCGCUGAAGUACGACAGCGUCAUUGAAUGCGAGAAGCCCAACAACGACCUGAACCGGUUCCGAGGCUACAUACUCCACCGGAGCGGCAGCCGCGACGCGCUUUACAAAGACAACCUGCUGCUGAGAGGCUGCACCGUCCGCAACACGGAGGAGGCGGUGGGCAUCGUCAUCUACGCAGGUCACGAGACCAAAGCCAUGCUGAACAACAACGGGCCGCGCUACAAGCGCAGCAAGCUGGAGCGACAGAUGAACGUGCACGUGUUCUGGUGCGUGGUCAUCCUGCUGGUCAUGUGUCUGUUCGCCGCCGUAGGUCACAUGGUGUGGAUGUUCCAGUACGGAGACGAGAGGCCCGCGUUCCACGUCCUCGGCCCCGAGGGGGCGGAGCUGUCGCCCGUCAUGUCGGCCGUCUACCUCUUCCUCACCAUGAUCAUCGUGUUCCAGGUGCUGAUACCCAUCUCCCUCUUCGUGUCCAUCGAGAUCGUGAAGAUCUGCCAGGUGUUUUUCAUCCACCAGGACCUGGACCUGUACGACGAGGAGACGGACUCCCAGCUGCAGUGCCGCGCUCUGAACAUCACCGAGGACCUGGGCCAGAUGCAGUACAUCUUCUCCGACAAGACGGGCACGCUGACGGAGAACAAGAUGGUGUUUCGCCGCUGCACCGUGGCGGGGGUGGAGUACUCCCAUGAUGCCAAUGCCAGAAGACUGGCGAUGUACCAGGAGAUGGAUUCGGAGGAGGAGGAGUGCCCGUCCCGCGGCGGCACCCUGCCCAGACGGGACAGCGCGGCGAGCCACCAGAGCGCCCGCGUGGUGCUGCGCUCCCACAGCACCAAGUCCCACCGCCGCACCGGCAGCCGGGCCGAGGCCAAGCGAGCCAGCAUCCUGUCCAAGCACACGGCCUUCAGCAGCCCCAUGGAGAAAGACGUGACCCCCGACCCCCAGCUGCUGGACAAGGUGAACGAGUGCAGCAGUCAGGUGGACUUCAUGCGCUUCCACAGCCAGCCCGUCUCCCAGCUGCCCUCCGACCUCGCCGACGUCCUGGACUUCUUCAUCGCCCUCACCGUCUGCAACACGGUGGUGGUUUCCUCCCCCGACCAGCCGCGCCACAAGGUGCGGGUGCGAUUCGAGCUGAAGUCUCCGGUGAAGACCAUCGAGGACUUCAUCAAGCGCUUCACCCCGAGCCGACUGACCUCGGGCUCCAACAGCAGCAGCUCCUCCAGCCUCGCCACCAACCGCUCCUCCUCCACCCGGGGCUGCUCCGGCCUGCUGUCCUCCCCCUCCGCCGAGAGCACGCUCGCCAAGCUGCGCGAGGAGAGGGCGCCGCCCUGCUGGGGCGAGAGGCCGCGCGGCCCGGAGGACGACGACGGCGGCGGGGGCGAGCUGCGCUACGAGGCGGAGUCGCCCGACGAGGCGGCGCUGGUCUACGCCGCCCGGGCCUACAAGUGCUCGCUGGCGGGCCGCCUGCCGGACCAGGUGGCCGUGGAGCUGCCGCACCUGGGGAAGCUGAGCUUCGAGCUGCUGCACACGCUGUGCUUCGACUCCACCAGGAAGCGCAUGUCGGUGGUGGUGCGGCACCCGCUGACGGACGAGAUCACGGUCUACACCAAAGGGGCCGACUCCGCCAUCAUGGACCUCAUCGAGCCCCCCGACGCAGGGAACUCCAAAGGAAGGCGCCAGAGGAAGAUUGUCAGCCGGACCCAGAACUUCCUGAACCUGUACGCUGCGGACGGCCUGCGCACGCUGUGCAUCGCCAAAAAGGUCCUCAGUAAAGAGCAGUACGCCUGCUGGCUGCAGCGCCACCUGGAGGCCGAGACGGCCAUCCAGGGGAGGGAGGAGCUGCUGUUUGACUCGGCGCUGCGACUCGAGACGAACCUCCAGCUCCUGGGAGCGACGGGCAUUGAGGACCGGCUGCAGGACGGCGUUCCUGAGACCAUCGCGUCCUUGCGGCGGGCCGGCCUGCAGAUCUGGGUCCUGACGGGAGACAAACAGGAGACGGCCGUCAACAUCGCGUACGCCUGCAAGCUGCUGGACCCCGAGGAGGAGAUCCUCACUCUGAACGCCGACUCUCAGGAGGCGUGCGCCUCGCUGCUGGAGGAGAGUUUGCACUACAUCGGGGCGAAGUUCCUCUGCGGCUCCCCGGACCAAGCCCCCUUCGAGAUGUACCCCUCCUCCUCCUCCUCCGCCUCCUCCCGCUCCUCCUCCCCCCCCCAGGGCGCGCCCUUCCUGGUGCACCGGCUGGGCCUGGUGAUCGACGGCCGGACGCUGGCCUACGCGCUGGACAGGAGCCUGGAGGACAAGUUCCUCAUGGUGGCGCGGAGCUGCCGCUCGGUGCUCUGCUGCCGCUCCACGCCGCUGCAGAAGAGCAUGGUGGUCAAACUGGUGCGGAACAAGCUGAAGGUCAUGACCCUGGCCAUCGGUGAUGGGGCCAAUGAUGUCAGCAUGAUCCAGGUCGCAGAUGUGGGCGUCGGCAUCUCUGGACAGGAGGGCAUGCAGGCGGUGAUGGCCAGCGACUUCGCUCUGCCUCGGUUCCGGUACCUGGAGAAGCUGCUGCUGGUCCACGGCCACUGGUGCUACUCCCGACUGGCCAACAUGAUCCUGUACUUCUUCUACAAGAACGCCAUGUUCGUGGCGCUCAUCUUCUGGUACCAGUUCUACUGCGGCUUCUCGGGCUCCGCCAUGAUCGACCAGUGGUACCUCAUCUUCUUCAACCUGAUGUUCUCCGCCUUCCCGCAGCUCAUCACCGGCACCCUGGACAAAGACGUGUCGGCGGAGACGCUUCAACGGCUACCUCAGCUCUACGUGAACGGACAGAACUCCGAGGAAUACAAGCCAUACAUGUUCUGGAUGAACAUGAUAGACGCCUUCUACCAAAGCCUGGUCUGCUUCUUCAUCCCUUACUUUGCCUACGCUGACUCAGACGUGGAUCUGUUCACGUGGGGGACGCCCAUCACCACCCUCGCCUUAGUCACCAUCCUGGUGCAGCUGGGCAUCGAGACCAAAACCUGGACGUGGAUGAACUGGUUCUCCAUCUUCUUCAGCCUGAGCUUGUUCUUCGCCGUGUCGCUGUGCUACAACGCCUCCUGUCCCUCCUGCUUCUCCCCCCCCAGCCCCUACUGGAGCAUGCAGAGGCUGCUGGGGGAGCCGCUCUUCUACCUGCUGUGCGUGCUCACACCUGUGGCCGCGCUGCUGCCCAGAUACUUCUACCGGGCGUGUCAGGGCACGCUGUUCCCCAGCCCCGUCCAGGUCGGGAGGCAGUUGGACAAACUCCCGGCCGAGACCCGCAAGAACCUGCUGGGCCUCGGCGGGGGGUCGGCGGCCUCGGCGCUCCGCCCCGAGCCUCACUUCCUGCCCCCCACAAAGCCGUCCCCCGGAGGCCGCGGCGACCUCCUCGCGGAGAAGGACACGCUCCCUUACGCCAAAGACGCCGCCGGGCUCCGCCCCCCCGCGGAGCCGUGGCCUCUUCUCGCCAAAGACUGCGAGGCUCCGGAGGCGUCCGGCUGGCUCACCUCCACGCCGCGGGCGGCCGGCGUGCGGCUGGCGCCGCAUCCCGACGGAGACCCGCACUGCGUCGCGUACCGCGGGGACUCGGACCGCCCGGCGCCGGGGGCGGAGCCGUCGCCGGGCGCCGUCCUGUGACACCGCCGCCGCAAAGUCUCUCGCGUGUGACACUCGCUCCAAUUUGCACAAUAGUUUUUAUAAAAAACAAAUCUGAUUUUAUUGUAUUUUUCAAGCAGAUUCUUUUAUAAGGUACUUAUAAGGUAAAUGUCUGGACCUCAAGAUAUUUUUGAGGCUUUGAAGAUUAAGGAACUGGAAUUCUUUUCGAUUAAAAAAAAAAAAAUCUGGAAUUUCUUUAUCUCAAAGAUUUGUCUCGCCAGUCGAAUACGUUUUUAAGACAUUCCACAAAAGUUCAGUGAUGUUUGUUCUGAUUUACUGGGCCCUGCAUUGGUCUCAUUCACUACAUUCCACUGAGUAACUUUAAAGAUGCUUUAAGAUGAUCCUACAGAAGAAAAUCUACCAGUAAUGAUGCUGUGUGUGUGUGUGUGUGUGUGUGUGUGUGUGUGUGUGUGUGUGUGUGUGUGUGUGUGUGUGUGUGUGUGUGUGUGUGUGUGUGUGUGUGUGUGUGUGUGUGUGUGUGUGUGUGUGUGUGUGUGUGUGUGUGUGUGUGUGUGUGUGUGUGUGUGUG